AUGGCCACAGUCACAGCCAGCCCGUGGGGGGACGAGUCUGCAGCCCCGCACUUCAGCAAGUUCGCUCUGCACACCGACAGCGCCACAGGAAAUGAUGAGUGGCGGAAGCAGCCGCCCGCGCUCGUAAACGCCGCCGAUCCGCGCUUCCCCGACAGCGCGGUGGAUCUCUCCGACAUCUGCGGCGACUCGGACUCCGACAGCGUGGCGAACCUCUCCGACAUUUGCGGCUUCAACGACCUCAACUCGCCGCGCUCAGCCGUCUCCUCCCCCAGAAGCGGCCUCGGCAGCGCGCCGACCUCCCACCCUAACUCCGCGAACAACUCGGGGGCGCUCUCGAUAAUCUCCGAUACCCCCUCUAACACGUCUUCGGGUAACAGUCGCCCGUCGACGGGACGCGUGUCGCUCGCGCAGCAGCUGCUGCAGCAGCAGAAGGGCGGCAACGCGCGAUUCUCGUCGGUCAAUUCCGGGAGCAAGGGCACCACCGUGGCCUCCGUAGCGGGAAUCAGCGACUACGGCAGCUACACCGGGUCGCCCGUGACGCCGCUAAUGUCGAGCUUCAGCUGCGCGUCGUCUGACGCCUCGUGCCAGUCGCCGGCGAAUCGCGCGUGGCGACAAUCAAGCGACCCUCGCGCGGUGUCGCAGCAGACGGCGGUGAUGAGGGAAUCGUCGCUUCGCGAGAAACUCCUGCGAGCGAGCAGCGCGGCAGCCUCCGAAACCUCUUCGCAGAGCUCCUGGCACGAGCAGCAAUCGCAAGCCGCGUCCGCCUAUUCCGCCCGUGAGUCCGCUUCGGCGGCCGACGACUACUAUCGCGAGCCCGAGGAGAACGAGCAGGGCGAGCUCGACUUCUCAGACAUAAAAUCCGUCUGCCUUAACUUUGACGAGGCGCAGCAGCAAUCCGAGGAAAUGGAGUUUCAACGCGCGCGCCUCGAGACCGUCGACAUCGUUCCCCUCGCAUCCGGGCCGCGGAAUAGAUUUAUGUCGGCGGCCGCUGUCAGCAUGCCCGAACACGUUCUUUUCGCGCUCACGUUUUCCGACUCCCCCGCGCUUCGCCUGCCCGGAGACGAAUCCAUCAAGAAGCUAUUCCCGCUUAGCAUGCAGCAGCGCGCGGCGCAGAACAAACCGCAGGGUUUAGCGUACACACACGGUUCCGCUUUCGGCGGAAACGGAGGCACAAAGCGGAAUGAGAUCUUCCCCAGCUACCUAAGAAGCGACGCAGGUGCCGCCGCCUCAGCGCUUGGCAGUCGUUUUCCGCGCGCCGCCCUGCACGUGCGGCGCUCGUCCGCGACAAGCGGCGGACGAAGCGCCGCGACCACCGCGUCCGCCGCGUCGCACGAUUUCCGCAGACGAGCGAGUUUAACUCCCGGCGCUGUUCCCCCUGAGCGCGCCAGCCCGCCGGACUCCCCCGCUUUUUCCGCCGCUUUAGGAGAAUCUCGAGGACCAGCGGAAGAUCCGCGGGAAGUGACGUCAGCAGCACGCGAUGCGGAAGGGGGGAGAGGGGGCGGUAGUGCGGAGGACGACGGGGGAGGCGGGUGGUUUGAAUGGGGGGUGGCGGAAGGGCAAGGGGCAGGGCAAGGGGAAGCACAGGCAGGAGAAGAGGCGGAGGGGGAAGGGUGGGAUGCCACGUUUGCCACGUGGCAGUCAGAUGAGGGGGAGGGCUGGAAGGAUCUGACAGGCGGAUGGUCGUCAGACGAAGAAAUGACCAAGCGGUUCAGAUUGCGGAAUGGACGCGAGAUUCUCGAGGAGAGAGCUUUCCUGGUGGGAGUCGAGGUCCGGCCCUCUGCACCCACUUCCCCCUCCGCCGCCGCCUCUUCCUCCUCCUCCCCCUCCGCGCCCACACUCUUCCCCAUAGAGGAGUCUCUAGCGGAGCUGUCUCAGCUGGUGGAGACGGCCGGGCUGAGGGUCGUUGGCUCUACACAUCAAAGGGUAGCAAGCCCCGAUCCCCGAACGUACAUCGGGGCAGGCAAGGUGGAGGAGGUGCGAGCAGCAGUGGCGGGCAUGGGUGUGGAAACGGUGGUGUUUGACGAUGAGCUCAGCGCGGGUCAGCUGCGCAAUCUGGAGAAAGAGUUUGGCGGCGAUGUGAGGGUGUGUGAUCGCACGGCGCUCAUCAUUGACAUCUUCAGUCAACGCGCCAACACCAAGGAGGCUGCUCUGCAGGUGCAACUAGCUCAACUUGAGUAUCAACUGCCACGCCUGACCCGCAUGUGGACGCAUCUGGAGCGGCAGGCAGGCGGUAUGGUGAAGGGCAUGGGGGAAAAGCAGAUUGAGGUGGAUAAACGGAUCAUCAGAGAGCGGAUGGCAGCACUGAGGCGCAGUCUCACAUCAGUGCGCGAGCACCGGCAGCAGCACAGGGACCGGCGGGCAGGCCUGCCCAUCCCGGUGCUGUCACUGGUGGGAUACACCAACGCGGGCAAGAGCACGCUUCUCAAUCGGCUGACUGGGGCCGGUGUCCUGGCUGAAGACAAGCUGUUCGCCACUCUGGAUCCAACAACCCGCAGAACACAGCUACCCAACGGCAAGGAGUGUCUAUUGACGGACACAGUGGGGUUUACUCAGAAGCUGCCCACACAGCUGGUGGCAGCGUUCAGAGCCACGCUUGAGGAGAUCACCGAGGCGUCGGUGCUGCUGCAUGUGGUGGACGUCAGCCAUCCAAUGGCGGCGCAACAGGUGGCGGCGGUGCUGCAAGUGCUGGCUGAGCUGGACGUCUCCCACAUCCCCAUGCUCACCGUCCUCAAUAAGGUAGACCAAGUGUCCCCUGAUUGGCUGCAGCAGCAGCAGCGCCAGCUGGAAGCUAUCUUGGAUCAAAAUCCGGGCGGCAGAGCGAGCACUGCGGGCGGCAGAGAUGGCGGUGGGAGAGCGGGUGGGCGGCACAGGAUGGUGGCUGUGUCGGCAGUGACAGGCGAGGGCAUGGAUGGGCUGUUUCACGAGCUGGAAAUGAUGGUCAACGGUCUGCUGGUGAGCAUCGACGCCAUCAUCCCGUACCAGGAGGGGCAUCUGCUGGGGCUCGUGUACCAGCUGGGCGCCGUGGAUAGAGAGGAGCAUCUUCCUGAAGGCACGUUACUGUCAGCACAUGUGCCGCUGCGGGUGGCUCAGCUGCUGCUGCCGUACCGCUGGACUGCAGAGGAGUUGAAGACACGAAAAGGCCCUGCAGCUUAA
This is a messenger RNA of Closterium sp. Yama58-4, 3153 nucleotides long. Lineage: Eukaryota; Viridiplantae; Streptophyta; Zygnematophyceae; Desmidiales; Closteriaceae. The record is from the annotation of a GenBank genome assembly.